AACAAAUCACAGGAAUAGUCGCAGUGGAUCGAGGAACGUUCGUUCACCUUAGUCACUUGCAAAUUACAUCAUACGUACACACACAGGCACGCGCAACAUUAUUCUUGUUUCAGGUCUACCCAGUGCAUGUGUGUGUGUUUACAAUACAAGACAUGUAACGACAGGUUCACGACAAGACCUUGGUCCCAUGACUCAUCCUCUUUUAACUUGGUCCAGUGAUCCAAAGUAACCCGGCAACACCACGACAUUCAUUAUUGAGCCGCGGCUGAGUAACGUUAUAAAACGUAGGCACUGCUCUUAAAAACUACCCGAAGUCUUAAAUUUAAAAUUUGGACACUAAGUGUCUGUAAUCUAUACAUUACAUUCAACACGGUUGGAACAUACCAAUUUACAUUCAUUCGUCAACUAGAUACUGCACCUAUAUGAUCAUACGGAUAUUAAUAGAAUUCAAUUUAAACAUGGCACACAUUUCAACUGGAUUGAUAAGUUCAUUAAUAGUUUUCAUACUGAUAAUGCAAGAAAAUGACUCUCGAACAAUACCAGAGGAUGCCUUUAAUACAAAUAUUGACUUUGAAUGCCGUACAGACAAUGACUGUAGUGAAAAAAAUAAUUAUUGUGAUAUUAGUUUAAAUUUAUGCUCACAGUGCAUGAAUUGUAGCAUAUAUUUUAGAACAACUAAAAAAAAUAUUAAGUGUCCAAAAGAUAUAUCGGAUUGUGGUUCAUGUUUUGAUGGCUAUUUUGAAGAAAUAUUUUUUGGAGGAGAAAUUCAUGAUUUAUGUGUUCCAAUAAAUUCUAAUAUUUUAUUACCAACACCAGAAAAAAUUAGUUCCAAUUCAUAUUGGCAAGAUAUUGGAAUAUUUUUUUUAAUAAUAAAUAUAUUUUUAAUUUUCCUAAUAUGGACCUAUUUUUAUAAAAGAGUUAGGAAUAUCAAUUCAAAUGACAUGUCUAAUUCUAUACAAGAUAACGUUGAGAAUCUACCACCACCUUACGAGAGUUGCAUGAAAUUGAAUAACUAUGUUACAGAUGACGUUCAAGAAUUUCAUUUGUUUACUGGUGAACAGCCACCAAGAAAUGAAUGGAGACAUCAAAAUGCAGUACCAUUUCGUAUACCUGAUGAUUCACUAGAGAAUAUAAAUUGUAUGGAUGAAACAGAAACUCUUGAAGAAGUAGAUGGAGCUUCUGUUACAAGGGAAAUAGAAGGUCCAGAAUUACAUGAUGAGGAAACAAUGCCAAGUGUCUGGUCCCCCCCACCACCACCACAACCAUCAAUAUCAGUAAUAAUGCAUUUAGAGAAUAAUAAUGAUAUGCAAACUUGUCAACCUCCAUUCAAACGUAUAAGACUUGUUCAAGAAUCUAGUGAUGAAAAAAGUUAUCAAGAUGAAGAUAAUGCAUCAGACAAAUCCCAAGAUGAAUAGUUAUAAGUUUAAUAGUUUUAUAACUAUUAAAUGUAGAUACGAGAUAAAAUCUGAAAAUUUAUUUUUAAGUGUACAUAUGUUUUAAAUUGUAAAAAUAAAUUAAGGUUUUGCAUUGUUUAUCUAUAAUUCUUAGAUAUAUUGGUACUUUAUAUUUUUUUACUUUUUAAUUAUAUUUUUUUUUUACCAGAUAAA
Melanaphis sacchari is the source of this 1607-nucleotide messenger RNA. RefSeq lists its product as uncharacterized. The transcript has 10 exons. Lineage: Eukaryota; Metazoa; Arthropoda; Insecta; Hemiptera; Aphididae. The coding region runs from base 423 to 1415 and encodes 330 amino acids. The record is from RefSeq and is a predicted model, not a curated record.